Molecule: messenger RNA, 1024 nt
Organism: Nycticebus coucang (slow loris)
Lineage: Eukaryota; Metazoa; Chordata; Mammalia; Primates; Lorisidae
Product: olfactory receptor 5AN1-like
Exons: 1
Coding region: 41-976 (311 amino acids)
Biological process (GO): G protein-coupled receptor signaling pathway; sensory perception of smell
Cellular component (GO): membrane
Molecular function (GO): G protein-coupled receptor activity; odorant binding; olfactory receptor activity
Source: RefSeq, a predicted model, not a curated record
AUUAUCUUGUCUCCUUUCUGUUUUUAGGAGCUCCGAGGCAAUGACUGGGGCAGGAAAUAUUACAGAGAUCACUCAUUUCAUCCUGCUGGGAUUCUCAGAUUUCCCCAGAAUCAUAGAAGUUCUCUUUGCCACAUUUCUGGUGAUCUACAUUAUGACUCUAACAUGGAACCUGAGCCUCCUUGUUUUAAUAAGGAUGGAUUCCCACCUCCAUACACCCAUGUAUUUCUUCCUCAGUAACUUGUCCUUCAUAGAUAUCUGCUAUGUCAGUUCCACAGUCCCCAAGAUGCUCUUCAACUUCUUCCAGGAGCAGCAGACUAUCACCUUUGUGGGUUGCAUUGUGCAGUAUUUUGUCUUUUCAACGAUGGGACUGAGCGAGUCUGGUCUCAUGACGGUCAUGGCUUAUGACCGCUAUGCUGCCAUCUGCAACCCCCUGCUCUAUUCAUCAAUCAUGUCACCUGGGCUCUGUGUUCGGAUGGUGCUGGGAGCCUACAUGGCUGGACUCACUGCUUCUUUAUCCCUACUGUGUGCUUUAUUUCAUCUCCACUUCUGUGGGCCUAAUGUCAUCAAUCACUUCCUCUGUGACAUGCCCCAACUGUUAAUCCUGUCCUGCACCGACACUUAUUUUAUACAGGUUUUGAUUGCUAUAUUGACAGUGAUCUUUGGGAUAGUAAAUGUCCUGGUUAUCCUGAUAUCCUAUGGCUAUAUUAUUAUCUCCAUCAUGAAGAUCACUUCGGCUAAGGGACAGUCCAAGGCCUUCAACACCUGCGCUUCCCACCUGACAGCUGUGUCCCUCUUCUAUACUUCAAGUAUCUUUGUAUAUUUGAGUUCCAGCUCUGGUGCUUCCUCCAGCUUUGACAGAUUUGCAUCUGUCUUCUACACCGUGGUGAUUCCCAUGCUGAAUCCCUUGAUUUAUAGUCUGAGGAACAAGGAAAUCAAAGAUGCUCUGAAGAGGUUGCAGAAGAAAAGGUCCUGCUAAGGUCACAGAUUCUGAGAUUUCUGAUAGAUCUGGCCAAUCAGAAUCACC